AUGUCUCAGGAUCGACCUUGUCAACGCUGCAUUAAGAGAAACAUCGGACACCUGUGCCAUGAUGAGCCAAGAGAAGGGCACGGAUACCACAAGAAGACCAAGGCCGACUCAGACGCCACAGGAGAGGAACAAUCUCCCCCGCGAGAUGACUCUGCCACGGUGCAGACCUUGCCAGGACCUACGAUGAUGGACAAUGCUGGCCACACACUCCUGCAAGAUGACAAUAUGGGCCUGAGACCGCCCACGAAUGACACCAUGUCCGUCUCUAAUCAAGUCCCAGCAGCUCCAACUGCAGGGAUCAAUGGCAAUGGUCAAGGUCAUUAUGGAUUUAAUGACCCUUGGAUUGGCGCGCAGAAUCGCUUCCAUGAUAUACAUGCUUUCCAUCCCAACUACUUGUUCAACGCCAACGAGGUCACGGAUGAAUAUAACUUACUGAACGACUUUCUUAGCACUAGCCUUUUCGAAGAGACGGGGAUGUAUUCAACAGAGGAGUUUCAGGGUCACUUCAAUGAUCCCUCCUUCAUGAACGCGAUGGCGGCUUCCUCUCUUCCGACCUCUGGAAUUGAAUCCAACAUAAGCCAGGAUAACGGCCACACUGGACUGACCACGAACCAGAGCAAUGCCCUUCAAGCCGCCAUGAUCUCUCGACCGUCCAGCGUGAAGCCCAUUUCGGACAAAGCGCGAGAGAAGUACUAUAUGAUGGCCGCAGACCCUACCGGCGCCGAACCGCCAGAAGAACGCAUGAACAAGCUGCUUAAGGCGAAGUACGACGCCGGGAUGCUGAGGCCAUUCAACUAUGUGAAUGGUUAUGCUCGGCUCAACAAAUACAUGGAAAAGAAUAUGAAACAAUCAUCACGCCACAAGAUCCUGAUGCAGUUGGACCAGUUCCGGCCCAAGUUCCGAGAGCGGAUGCAGAGCUUAACCGACAUUGAGCUCGUGCUCGUGGAGAUGUGGUUCGAGAGAAGUCUGAUGGAGUAUGACAGAAUCUUUGCCAGCAUGGCAAUACCAGCAUGCUGCUGGAGAAGAACGGGCGAGAUAUUUCGGGCCAACAAAGAAAUGGCAGAGCUGAUUCAGGUCCCCAUCGAAUCGCUUCGUGACGGCAAACUUGCCAUUCACGAAAUCAUUGUCGAAGAUCAGCUGGUCAGCUACUGGGAGAAGUUUUGCGCCAUCUGCUUCGACCAGCAACAGAAAGCAAUGCUGACUAGUUGUACGUUGCGGAGUCCGAAGGCAGACUCGGACGCCGAGAUUCCAUGUUGCUUCUCAUUCACCAUCCGCCGGGACAAUUAUAACAUACCAUCGUUGAUCGUGGGGAAUUUUCUGCCCAUAAACCCUGGCAAGCAUUGA
Molecule: messenger RNA, 1344 nt
Organism: Capronia epimyces CBS 606.96
Lineage: Eukaryota; Fungi; Ascomycota; Eurotiomycetes; Chaetothyriales; Herpotrichiellaceae
Exons: 4
Coding region: 1-1344 (447 amino acids)
Cellular component (GO): nucleus
Molecular function (GO): RNA polymerase II transcription regulatory region sequence-specific DNA binding
Source: RefSeq, a predicted model, not a curated record